This is a messenger RNA of Alternaria alternata, 678 nucleotides long. RefSeq lists its product as hypothetical. The record is from RefSeq and is a predicted model, not a curated record. The transcript has 3 exons. Lineage: Eukaryota; Fungi; Ascomycota; Dothideomycetes; Pleosporales; Pleosporaceae. The coding region runs from base 1 to 678 and encodes 225 amino acids.
AUGCCGAGAUAUCGCAGGGCUCUACUUUCCGCUCUGCUGUCGAUUACUCUACCGGCAGCUAACGCAGCUAGCCCUUGUCCCGGCGGGCUCUAUGGACUGGUUGCAUCUGGUCUUGCCCAAUACAAACCAGCACAAACAUUUUGUUCCAGUAAAUAUCCUCUACCCGUCGUCACAAGCACAGUGACAGCGCCAAUAUCGACCAAAACCACUACUAUCGCAAUAGUGACCACGACAACGACUGUCGGUACUGGUACUUUCACUAUCACCGCACCUCCGGUAACUGAGACGAAUGUUCUUAUCGUUACGUCAACCAUCUCUAGCACGAGCACAGUGACUGGCGCGCUCCCGCCUCAACGAAAAAAGCGCGACGACGUCGAAGCCCGAACUGGACCGAAGAAUAAGCCAUCGACAACCACUAUAGACGCAAAGGCUGCAGCUUUCAGCAGUCUCGUCGCCCAAGCGACCUCUUUCGUACGAACGGUCUGUAGUUGUCUCCAGACAGCCAAGACAUCCACGGUAACUGCGACUCCUUCCACCGUUGUCAGCGUCACUGGCACAUCUACAUUGUCUGCUACACAGACAAAUUCAGUAACGACUACACCAACAAUAACCACAACUGUAACAAACACAGCUACUAUCACUACUCUUGUCGCGACAGUAACAGUGUUGCCUACGUAA